Molecule: messenger RNA, 5783 nt
Organism: Gadus macrocephalus (Pacific cod)
Lineage: Eukaryota; Metazoa; Chordata; Actinopteri; Gadiformes; Gadidae
Product: endoplasmin-like
Exons: 29
Coding region: 116-3784 (1222 amino acids)
Biological process (GO): protein folding
Molecular function (GO): ATP-dependent protein folding chaperone; ATP hydrolysis activity; ATP binding
Source: RefSeq, a predicted model, not a curated record
GCGCGAAGGGGCCUGUCUUUCUUCCUCAUCAAGACGGUGCUGCAUGCACUGAUCGCCCGGCUUUUGUUUCAGGAGCUGUAGACGCAUUGAAGUUUCCCUCCAGUCACCUUUCAAAAUGCAACGCGUUUGGGUGAUAGGCCUGCUAUGCGCGGUGUUGGCAUUUGCGGCCGUGAAAGCAGAGGAUGAGCUGGACAUCGAUGGGGCCGUCGAUGAGGACCUAGGGAAAAGUCGAGAUGGUUCCAAAACGGAUGAUGAAGUCGUUCAGAGGGAGGAAGAAGCCAUCCAGUUGGACGGCUUGAACGCUGCACAGAUCAAGGAAAUCCGGGAGAAAUCGGAGAAGCACGUCUUCCAGGCCGAGGUCAACCGGAUGAUGAAGCUCAUCAUCAACUCCCUGUACAAGAACAAGGAGAUCUUCCUCAGAGAGCUGAUCUCCAACGCCUCGGACGCGCUGGACAAGAUCCGCCUGAUGUCUCUGACCAGCGACGAGGCCAUGGCUACCAACGAGGAGCUCACCAUUAAGAUCAAGUCGGACAAGGAGAGGAACAUGCUCCACAUCACUGACACCGGCAUCGGCAUGACGAAGGACGACCUGGUGAAGAACCUGGGCACCAUCGCCAAGUCGGGCACCAGCGAGUUCCUCAACCAGAUGAACGAGGCGCAGGUGGCGGACCAGUCCACCAACGAGCUGAUUGGCCAGUUCGGCGUGGGCUUCUACUCCGCCUUCCUGGUGGCCGACAAGGUCAUCGUGACGACCAAGCACAACAACGGCACCCAGCACAUCUGGGAGUCCGACUCCAACGAGUUCUCGGUCAUCGAGGACCCCCGCGGAGACACCCUGGGGAGGGGUUCCACCGUCACACUGGUCCUAAAGGAGGAGGCUUCAGACUACCUGGAGCUGGAGACCAUCAAGAACCUCGUGAAGAAGUACUCCCAGUUCAUCAACUUCCCCAUCUACGUGUGGGCCAGCAAGACUGAAACCACGGAGGAGCCGAUCGAGGAAGACGCAGAGGAGGCCGAGAAGGACGCCAGCGAGGAUGAGGUGGAGGUGGAGGAAGAGGAGGAGGACAAGGAGAAGCCCAAGACCAAGAAGGUGGAGAAGACCGUGUGGGACUGGGAGCUGAUGAACGACAUCAAGCCCAUCUGGCAGAGGCAAGCCAAGGAGGUGGAGGAGGAGGAGUACAAGGCCUUCUACAAGACCUUCUCCAAGGACACAGACGAGCCCCUGUCCCACAUCCACUUCACUGCCGAGGGCGAGGUCACCUUCAAGUCCAUCCUCUUUGUUCCCGCCUCCGCCCCCCGGGGGAUGUUCGACGAGUACGGCUCCAAGAAGAACGACUACAUCAAGCUGUUUGUCAGAAGGGUCUUCAUCACAGAUGACUUCAAUGACAUGAUGCCCAAAUACCUCAACUUUGUCAAGGGAGUGGUGGACUCUGAUGACCUCCCCCUCAAUGUGUCCAGAGAGACCCUGCAGCAGCACAAACUCCUUAAGGUCAUCCGCAAGAAGCUGGUGCGCAAGACCCUGGACAUGAUCAAGAAGAUCGCCGAGGAGCACUACAACGACAAGUUCUGGAAGGAGUUCGGCACCAACAUCAAGCUGGGCGUGAUCGAGGACCACUCCAACCGCACCCGGCUGGCCAAGCUGCUGCGCUUCUUCACCUCCCACAGCGACACUGAGGUGUCCAGCCUGGAGCAAUACGUGGAGCGCAUGAAGGAGAAGCAGGACAAGAUCUACUUCAUGGCCGGCACCAACCGGAAGGAGUCUGAGUCCUCCCCCUUCGUCGAGAGGCUGCUGAAGAAGGGGUACGAGGUGGUGUACCUGACGGAGCCCGUGGACGAGUACUGCAUCCAGGCGCUGCCCGAGUUCGACGGCAAGCGCUUCCAGAACGUGGCCAAGGAGGGCAUCAAGUUCGACGAGAGCGAGAAGGCCAAGGGCAAGAGGGAGGAGCUGGAGAAGGACUUUGAGCCCCUCACCACCUGGCUGAAGGAGAAGUCCCUGAAGGACAAGAUUGAGAAGGCCAUCAUUUCCCAGAGGCUGACCAGCUCUCCCUGCGCGUUGGUCGCCAGCCAAUACGGCUGGUCCGGAAACAUGGAGAGGAUCAUGAAGGCACAGGCUUACCAGACAGGAAAAGACAUUUCCACCAACUACUAUGCGAGUCAGAAGAAAACCCUGGAGAUCAAUCCCAAGCACCCUCUGAUCAAGCAGAUGCUGAAGAAAGUCCACGAGAACGCCGACGACCAGACGGCGUCCGACCUGGCCGUGGUGCUCUUCGAGACCGCCACGCUGCGCUCCGGCUACCAGCUGGCCGACACCAAGGCCUACGGAGACCGCAUCGAGCGCAUGCUGAGGCUCAGCAUGAACGUGGACCUCGAUGAACAGAUUGAAGAAGAGCCAGAGGAAGAGCCCGAGGAGGCUGUAGAGGAGGAGGCAGAGGAAGAGGAGGACGAAAUCGCAGACGACGAUGACGAUUCGUUAAUUAGGGCCGUCCAUUGUACUUUUAGAGGAGAUCGGACCACAUUCUGUCAUUUUUGCAGCAAACCGGCAUUUUGUCUCAUCCAUAGCUUGACAACAGGAAUGAGUAUAGAAAUCCCUGAAGGACUGACGGAGCUGUUACAGGGCUUUACCGUGGAAGUGUUGAGGAAUCAACCCAGGGAUUUGCUUGAGUUUGCCUUACAAUAUUUCACCCAACUGAAGGACAGCGAGACCAGAGGGGCCUCAUUUGGCAAUGACCAAAAUUCGGCCACAAGACCUGGCAAAGCGGUCAAUUUCAUUGACGAAGCGAUGCAGAUCGAUUCUGAAAACGGCGAAGAGGAUGAGGAUGACGAAGAAUUCAUAGCUCCGGUGAUUAACAGAUUCGUCAGGAGAGCUUCAGUGUGUGCUGAAGCAUUCAACCCUGAUGAUGAAGAGGAAGAGAAGGAGCCAAGGGUCACCCAUCCAAAAACAGACGAACAGAGACGGAGACUACAGGAGGCGUGCAGGAACAUUCUCCUGUUCAAGAACCUGGAGCCGGAAGAGAUCUCGCAGGUGUUGGAUGCCAUGUUUGAAAAGUUUGCCGUCAACGGAGAGCACAUCAUAGAUCAAUUUGACGACGGUGACAACUUCUACGUCAUUGAAAGUGGGACAUUUGACAUCUUCAUGGGGGUCGAGGGCGUUGGUAAGCUGGUGGGUUGCUACGACAACCAAGGAAGCUUUGGGGAGUUGGCCUUGAUGUACAACACCCCCAGGGCGGCCACGAUAGUCGCAACUUCGCCCGGAGCCCUUUGGUGCCUGGAUCGUCUGACGUUCAGAAGGAUCAUCGUUAAUAAUAAAGCAAAAAAGAGAAGGCUCUACGAGGCAUUCAUCGAAACAUUACCGCUACUUACAUCACUAGAGCUCUCAGAGAGAAUGAAGGUGGUGGAUGUGUUGUCCACCAAGGCCUACAUCGACGGAGAGCAGAUCAUCGCACAGGGUGAUCUAGCGGACUGCUUCUACAUUGUUGAAUCCGGCCAAGUCAGAAUUACCAUGAAGAGAAGUAGGACGAAAAAGGAGGAAGGAGAAGAGGAACUUGACAUUGCCACGUGUUCGAGAGGCCAGUACUUCGGGGAGCUGGCACUUGUCACCAAUAAGCCCAGAGCAGCCUCAGCCUAUGCCGUUGGAAGCGUCAAAUGCUUGGCGAUGGACGUGCAGGCCUUCGAGAGGCUGCUGGGCCCAUGCAUGGACAUCAUGAAGAGAAACAUUGCAAACUACGAGGAGCAGCUGGCCACUCUGUUUGAUUGCAGCGUUGACAUUGAAGAACAAAAUGCAUAAGUCCACCCCAUCGCCCCCCUACCCCGGUCACCUGUGACCACUUUAAAGGCCCUGUGAGGAGUUUACCGAUAUCUGCCAACCCAUUUUUGUGUUGAUAUUUUUAACAGUGCAAAUUACACCGUCAGUGUUAAAAGUUAACGAUUCUAAAUGUUUUGCCACAGGGUUGGAGUCAACAGACGAUUUACAGCAGAGCAGAAAAUAAAAAUAAAUAAAUGCAUACUCUGAUACAUUGGCUCAUCUUGCUUGCAGUUGUUACUUUGGUCUGCAAAACUAAUGCAGGAAGUAGCUCCCGGCAAAACGAAGUGAUGGAGACCGUUGAGAUGCAGUCUUAAUGCUAUUUGUUGUUUGUUUUUUUUCAGACCCUCGUAGGAGCUUUAAAGCUAAUUCCUAAGGAGACAUGUAAAGACCCCACUUGAUCAACAUUUGUGUUUUAGAUUGCUAAUUUACACAUCAAGUUUUGCUUAAAUAUCCCAUAUAAGACAACGUGUGCUAUAAAGGAGUUUGUAAUGAAUUGUUCAAAGCAAAGAAUAUUGCCAACGCUUUUUAUUUUUUUUGCUCUAUGCUUGUAUUAGAUUACAUUUAAUACAAGUCUCACGUAGAAUGGGUAGGAUUUUAAGUGUGUGUUUUAUUUGUAAAAUGUUAGUUAAAAUACUUGUUUCAUGAUAGGACUUGUACAUCGCAAUGCACAUUGCACUGACCGCCUCGAUUUUGGAAGCGUAGGAACAUUGGAAUGUAUUAUAUUGGUAGUAAUGUUUCUUUGCUCAUUGUUUAGAAUUUAAUUGUGAAAUUAUUAUUUUUUUAAUAUGGGGAUACUUUUGUUGUGCUUAAAACUGCAACCUUGUUUCUCCUGUGAGAUGUGUGGCAAAACAAAGUUGCCAUUAGCCUAGGUUACAGUAUAUCCCCGUUGAUGUAGGAUUUUAAAGUACAACAACUCUCUUGAGUCCUCUCAAUAUGCAUUCUGGUGUACAAGCCCUCUAGGGCAAUUCAUAUUAUCUCCCAAUGAUCAAUUUCACCUGUCCAGAGUGUUAUAACUCAGCAUAAGUAUUAUACACUCGUUGUUAUAUUUAUGACUAUUAUUUGUGAACUUCACAUGCCAAAGGUAAUAUGUUACUGACUCAAACUGUUGAUUAACAGUUGUGUUGUGUUUUGUAAUUCUUGAACAGACUGACCCUAAAGGGAAUAUUGAAGCUUAGUUAUAUAGUUGGCAUAAGAACAGAAAUAAAAGGUUUGCUAUCAACUGAAGUAUAUAUGUCGGGGACAUAUUACAUUUGACUUGAAUAUAUUGUUUUUAUAUGCCAGUUUUCACAUUCACUUUGAACCAAAAGAGAAGAUACACAUCUCGAUGGUGCCAAUGCUCAACCCUGUUUAACAAUAUCAAUUGUCAUAAUCCAUACCAUUUUUUGGCUACCUUUUCCUAAACUGUAAAUUGUCGUUAAGUGUAUACUGGUAGCUAUUUGCUUUUGCACAAAACAAACUUCAAAGAUAGAGAUUUUGUUUUACAGUAAUACAUUGUGAACUAUGCCUUUAUUUUAAUAUAUGCUCCCACUAGUAAAUGUCUCAUCUUCUUUUUUUGGAACUAUUAUUUAUUUAAUGUUUUCUUUCUGUGUGUGCCAAUGUAAUAUUUUAGUCACGUGUCAGUGAAAAAUAAGUUGUUAUUCCAUCUAGCGACAUUAAGAUUAUUUAAUGCUGUCUACCUCUGCAAACAACUAAUAUUUUGAAAUGCAUAUUUCAAUGUUCCUCCUCAGCAGACAACUUCAGUGAUAACUCUUGCCUUCAUUGUUUUUAAGGCAAUUACAGUAUUGCCUUUUUUGCUGUUUACUGUAGCGUAACCUGUUUUUGAAAUAUUAUUCACACACGUUUAAUGUAGGCCUAUAAAUAAAAAAAAUGCUUAUCUUCCAAAUGUGCACAGUGUUUGUUAUUAUGAGUACCAUAGAAGACAAACUGAAACGUUGGCCAAUAUUAUGUUCCACUUUUCAUUCAAAUAAACAACUGUUUUAUA